AUGUUCGCAGUAUAUUUUCAUGGGCAGUAUAAAGGUCAUGAUGGUCUAAUAGACAAAUUUGACGAAAUGAGAAUCUUUACAGUUCGUUCAGACGAAAGUCUUGAGAAAACUCUAAAUGACUUUCAAACUCAAAUGAACAAAUAUUAUUGGGAAUUUCAAGAAAAAUACGACUCUUUACUAAAUGGAACAUACUAUCUGAAACUAGAAUAUGACAAGAUGAACUCCACCGUUUCAUUUCAAAAGAUUGAAAUUAACCCUCCAAGAGAUACAGAGUUUUUAUUUUGGGAAGUAGACAAACGUUCUUGGGCACAAUUUCUUCGGUUACUAAACCAGAACGAACCAUUACCACCAGAUGGUCCAUUUCAAUUUAUACUUCCACCAGCAGAUUUGACAGUUUAUAGAAACGUGUUUGACCCUCAAAAUGUUAUGUGUCAUGCAAGUUUCAGUUCAAGCAACAAUAGUUUUCUAUGUAUUGGUAAGGACUUUUAUGACUUUGCUUCUAAAUUCUACGAACCACCUAGUAACAGUUUCUCUGACUUUCAAGUUUGGUUCACAACAAAUGGUGUGCAACAUAUUAUUCCAUUGUACUAUGACUUUUAUCUCGAAUUGUCUUUCAUAUAUAACUACGGAAAAGUGCUGAAAAAGUAUUGA
Trichomonas vaginalis G3 is the source of this 651-nucleotide messenger RNA. RefSeq lists its product as uncharacterized. The transcript has a single exon. Bases 1 to 651 code for a protein of 216 amino acids. The record is from RefSeq and is a predicted model, not a curated record. Lineage: Eukaryota; Parabasalia; Trichomonadida; Trichomonadidae.